This is a messenger RNA of Anoplophora glabripennis (Asian longhorned beetle), 4140 nucleotides long. RefSeq lists its product as uncharacterized. NCBI's taxonomy places the organism in Eukaryota, Metazoa, Arthropoda, Insecta, Coleoptera, Cerambycidae. Bases 1 to 4140 code for a protein of 1379 amino acids. The record is from RefSeq and is a predicted model, not a curated record. The transcript has 11 exons.
AUGGAAGCUGGAGUAGGAGUCACAGAAAAAUAUAGUUUAAAUAGGAAGUGGAGUGAUAUUGUUAAAGUACAUAAUCCUCCUUUAGUAAUUAAACCGAAAAAAAAUUACCAGAAUAGUACAACCACAAAAAGUGUUGUCACAGAAAAAAUUAAUCCUUCUGAUAGUGCUAUCUCUAUAAAGAAUGUUAAGACGGGCGGCCAAGGCAGCAUUCUUAUUGAAUGUAAAGAUGAGGAUUCUUUAAAUAAAUUGAAAGAUGUUGCUGCUUCUACUCUUUCGGAGGAUUAUGAGGUGCAAGUUCCCAAGCUAAGAAAACCUAAAAUGGUUAUGCAUGGAGCGGAUAUUCAACACGUGGCUUUAAGUUACGAAUCGGAAGAUGAAAUAAUGGGACGAUUACAUAAGGACAGGCGGGGAACGGCACAUUACAGUAAACAGGAUAUAAGGGAACAAUAUUGUAUAUCUAACAGAGGACUGGGAGCACUGGAAAACGACAAGCAAAGUCUUUUUGGUUGUCUAUCUUCACAUCACAGUUCACCAUGCUCAAAUCGUCCAUCGUUUCUUACCGCCUGUGUUCGACAGAAAGUGCCAUCUGAUGAAAACCUGUGUGAUCUUUACAAGAGGCAUCCAUCUGAAUAUGCACCAUAUCCGCGAAGAAAUAGGAAUCCAUGGGGUCCUAUAAUGCCGGAGAUGUAUUUCUAUGACGAAGACUUGAAAAGUUCUUAUUUUCGUCGGAAAGUAACCAUUGAUCCCAGCAGAUACACGUGGAUGCCUUCUGACGACGAAUCAAUUGGAUUAGAAAAGCCGAGAUCAAUAAUGGAACAUAGUUUCCAUCCUCAACAAAUAACACCACCUUCAUCGAUAAUACCAGGCAAAAAACAUGUAAGUUUCGCCAGGUCUCAUACACUUGCUAGUUUCGACGAUGCUAUAUCAUCAUUAAGUUCCUCAACAAGCCAGCUUAAUAGAGUUACAAGAAGUCAAGAACGUCUUCUAGACGUAAGAAAGACUGAACUCCAACCUAUUACAAAACAACCUGAAUCAGAAAACAUUGUGAUUAUGGAUAAAAUCAAAAGAGCUCCAAUGAAGACACAAGCGACACAAACUGAAAUAGGUCUAGGACGAAAACCUCUUCCACCAAGUCAUAUCAAUUUAAGUCCAAGAACUAUACAUAGGGUAAAAAUGGUGUCUCAAGGGGCACAAACAAAUGGCUUUAUUUUAAAUGGCAGAAAAUUAGUGAAAUCCUUUUCUGAGGCAGGAAAUAAAUUUGGACUACCAACUAGAAAUGGAGAUUUCCACCAGUUUGAAACAAUUUUAGACCAUGAACCGCUACAAAGAACUCAAUCAGACGAACCACCAAGAUCCCCCUUUAUAUUAAGUACUCCUGCUGAAUUUGCGCUUCCUGAACUUCCCCAUCAACAACUACCUCAGAGCGAUACUUCUUCAUUAUCAAAAUCCGACCACGAGUCGGAUUCGGCAGAAUCAAAAAAGGAAAUUUUCAUAGACUUUAAACCUCAAGUACCACAAACGUCACGAAAGGUGAGCAAGAGAUGUCUGACCAAAACGAUGUCAGACGGUGAAAUUUUGAUGGAACAAAGAAAAACACAGAAAAUUGACGAUAGUGUCGUACCAGAAAAAGCAAUAGUAUCAAUGAGCCACGAGAAUAUUGCUUCAGAAGAGGAUCAAAGAAGUUUUACCCCAUAUUUUCAAAAGUUACCCAUUCGAAACGAAGGUAUAUUUAAACCUCUAGAAGAAAAUGUAUAUUCAUCAUUCGAUGGUGGUCCAUAUGGACAAGAUUCUGUUGAUGAAGAAUUCCAUGAAAAUAUAAUUUACAAUAGAAUCUAUUUAAAUAGGACUGAUUCUCAAGAAAACGGACCUCUUGGUUUAGAAAGUUUUUCACCACAUGAAAUGCCUGUUGUACCUUCUGUAUGUUUACAGUCUGAUGAGAGAUUGUCUCCAUUUGCCUCAAAUGAUUCCUUAACUACUGACACUAGGGAUCAGUCAGAUGGAAUUUGGAAUGAAUCUCAAGUGACUGUGCUGCAAGUGGACUCUGGAACAGAUAACGGUACUGCCUUGAGUAGCUCAGAAAUGACUUCGGUAACAUCACCCGGAUCUGCUAAUCUUCUGACUCCUUCAUCUCGCCGAAAACAUCUCCUAAUGUUGCAACACCAACAGAGAUCUUCUAUGGAUACUGAAGCUUUAGACGAAGAAAUCGUAGAUGAAAGCGACACUUAUCCUAAAAUAAUUGUGGAAAAACCUAUAAAGAAACAAUUGGAACCUCCUCUUCCAUCCGCGAGGCAAUAUCUAUCUACACAAAAUGCAAUACCGCCUAUGUGGAGGAAAACAAUGCAAGAGUCUCCUAUAGAAUCUCCUCUACCUGCUGUCGUUCCGGAUCUGUUAUUGGCAAGAACAGAUUCUUGUAAAACAAAUACCGAUGUUUCUGAAAGUACUACAACUGAUGAUUACAUUACUGCCAAUUCGGGAACAGACAGUUCAAGAAAGAGUGGUUCAGUUAAGGGCAUGGAAAUCUACACAAAGCUACAAACUCAUAUUAAUGAGGGUUCAAGUUUUGAGAGUACCAAAGGUGUUGAUCAACUUGGUGACGACAUGGUAGUGCCGACCUUUUCUCCACCAGCCUCCGUCUCGGAUGAAAUUCGACCUUCUCCCACUUCCCGCAGCCUGUGCAACACCCCAGUGCCUCUUAUUCGCACCGGCCGAUCGACUCCGUCCGAUGACACCAGCUCCUCGUGUGGAAGUUACAGCGUGGGAUCCACCCCUGACCUCCUAGAAAGGUCAACAGUGCCUUUAGAAUGUUCCGAGAAACGUAGCUCUGCAACGGAAGAGGACCGAAACAUUUAUUAUUCAGCAUCGGCGUACUACGAGUCGACAAUGGAAGAGAACAUAACUUGGAAAUCCUCCAAACAUGAAACCAAGCUCCAAAAGAGACGUAAAGAAUUUUCAUUAGACUUAUCAACGAAUCAACCAGUGCACUUUGAAAAUUAUUCUGUUUCGAGUAACGGCAAGUACAAAUCAUUUAAGAGAGAAUCAAAAGUGUCACCUCAAGGCGAAAUGAACAAAUUAUUAGUAGAAAAACCCAAAAGAUCUAAAAUGCGUAUGAGAAGUCCCAUGCAAAUUCAGAAAAAAAUUAUUCAAACCAAAAAAUUACUAUACAGAGAAGGAUCACCGUUUCAGGAAGAAAGGGAAAAUAAGGGUACUUCCGAUGAAUCCAGUUGUGAUAUGGCCAUAAAACAGAUUAAUAAUCAAACCUCUCCUAGGAAAGCAAAGAAAAACAAAGAAAACAUACGAAGAAAAUCCUUACCCAGAUCACCUGUUAAUCAAAGACCGACCAAAAGAAAUGAGUCAGAAGAAAAACCCUCUAGUUUACCGGGAAGUUUAUCUCGAAGAAAAUCUUCGAAACAAAGUAACAAAAUCACAUUAUUCGAGAAUACGGAGAAUAAACAACAUUACAGUCCUAUAGGGUCACCACCAGAAUCAAAAAUGCAGAGUUUGAAAAAAAGUCCCGACACGACCAAACUGAAAGCACUCAGUGCCGAAUCACUAAGAUCCGUGAGCCCUGGCAGUGAUAGCGUCUUCUACAGCGACCCCAGCAGUCACACAGCAGACCAUCAAGUUCAUUGCCUCCAUUGUGGUAAGGAAGUCGAUAUUGUUACCACUGACGAUCCCGAUAAAAGUAUAAGUAGCAACGAAAAUCAUCAGGAUAUAGUUCAGCCCCCGGCAGGAUUCGAAGACUCACCAAGGUCAAAGUCAGGAGGAAGACUUUACAAGAAACUUGAUAGGAGGAUACGAUCUGAAGAACGCACUCAAAUGGAACAAAGAAAGCAUCGGUACAAACCUGAUAUUAGGGCGAAGUCGGAGGAACGCGGUGCAAAAACUUACAAAAACAAACUUAGACCUAUGGCAAAAUCUACGAAUAGCAGUCAAGAACAAUUAAAAGCUACUGAUUCCAGUCCUAGCGUUCUACCUGGCGCUCCUGAGGCUGAAGAUGAUGAUAACGGAAUUUAUGACGCUCCUUAUAACGAUGGUUUUUGGAUCUAUAUUGAUGAAAGGGAAGAAGUUGUCCCAUUUAAAUUAUCUAUAGGUAAUUAUGCAAGAAUUUAUUUUCAAAUUCCUAGUCCUUGUGUAACCUGA